This is a messenger RNA of Colletotrichum abscissum, 798 nucleotides long. RefSeq names its product UMTA methyltransferase. The transcript is spliced from 4 exons. The coding region runs from base 1 to 798 and encodes 265 amino acids. NCBI's taxonomy places the organism in Eukaryota, Fungi, Ascomycota, Sordariomycetes, Glomerellales, Glomerellaceae. The record is from RefSeq and is a predicted model, not a curated record.
AUGCCGAAUGAUGAGCCAGAGAUGGAGAGGAUGGACAUGUGCCAUUCGAUGAUGACAAGAGCUAUUGGCAAUAGACUUUUCCUCGCGCCCCUCGAGAGAAGCAAGAUCCAUGCUGUUCUCGAUGUCGGGACCGGCACAGGAAUAUGGGCCAUUGAAAUGGGUGAUCUGUUCGAAAACGCAGAGAUAAUUGGAGUUGAUCUGAGCGCCAUUCAACCAACAUGGCAAGUCUACAAAAAGGUUCCCGAGAAUGUCAAGUUUCAAGUUGACGACGUCGAAAGUCCCUGGGUCGAAGUAAAGAAGUAUGACUUCAUCUUCACAAGGUUUUUAGCAGCAUCUAUCCGUGACUGGCCCAAAUUGAUAGAGAACGUGUACAAUCAUCUGAACCCAGGAGGCUGGGCUGAAUUUCACGAAAUGAACGCCGAGAUCUAUUCCGACGACGGUUCGUACACGGAAAAUCACGUAACCUGGGACUGGAAUCAGACCUUUUUGGAAACCAUGGAGAACCUGGGCAUUGAUCCUUGCCCGGGUCCUAAGCUCGAAGGCUGGGUCCGGGAACAAAGGUUCGAGAACGUCUUCCAUCAGAAAAUCAAAAAUCCACUAGGCCCGUGGCCAAAAGAUCCAUGGUACAAAGACCUUGGGCUCAUCAACCUAGCACAAAUGCUAGAUGGCUUGGAAGGCUUCACCUUACGGGUGUUCUGUGGUGCUCUGAAGCGGACCAAGGAGCAGGUUCUGGUAGAAGUUGCGAAUGUGCGGAAUGAAAUGAAGACUGGCGCUUAUCAUGGCCUGUAUGAUAUGUAG